Molecule: messenger RNA, 13200 nt
Organism: Dermacentor albipictus
Lineage: Eukaryota; Metazoa; Arthropoda; Arachnida; Ixodida; Ixodidae
Product: sal-like protein 3
Biological process (GO): regulation of transcription by RNA polymerase II
Cellular component (GO): nucleus
Molecular function (GO): DNA-binding transcription factor activity, RNA polymerase II-specific; RNA polymerase II cis-regulatory region sequence-specific DNA binding
Source: RefSeq, a predicted model, not a curated record
UCCCAGCGGCAAGCAUCCCCGGCUGCUCGGUGCAGACAAGGACAAGCGCUCAACGAAAGCGAGGGAAGAGCGGCGGAAGGCGGCGGCGCGGAUCACCUGACGUCACCUGUUGGGGAAGGGAACUGUGGCCACUCACUACCUCGUUCAACAUGGUGCAACUGUUCAGUGCAGCUUCAAAGCCGCGCACGUCGUUGGCACGCUAGCUAGAACGACUAUUUAGGCCCCGCUUUUCGGCAGCAUCGUGCAGCUUGGCGUCAAUUUUGACGUAAUAGGAAAGCGAGAAAUGAUUCCUGUUUCGAGGUGCAGGUGUCGCGAGAAUCGAGCGUUAUAUGUUUAAAUUGGCCUUAACGGGCACAUGAAAGCAGGGGGAGUGUUUCUCAACCGGCAGGAUGGCGAAACUGCGGUAACGUGCUCACUCGACUCUGCUGAUGUCAGACCUACCUGGCGGUGCACCUGCGAGGCCGUUUCAAGGUAAACGCGAGCCCAUUGGCCGAAGGCGUCGGCGCGUCUACGCAAGGCGAGACCAGAUGGCGCCACAGCCGCGCGCUAUUCGCCACUCCUUGGUCUCGCUGGACGGCGCAGACGAGUUCCUGGCGAACCGUUCGCGACUGUAAACAUGGACAUGGCGCCGGGCGGGCGUCGUCGUAUUAUUUCCAGUGGCCUCCCCUCCCUCGUAGGCCGUCGCUGACGGGCUUUCCUAUGACGUCAGCGCUCAAGGUUGUUUGUAAAUCUGUGGCAUUCUGUGCUGCUGCUGCGACGAACGACGCGGCGGUGGCUGUGGUGGUGCGUGCGUGGUGUUUGUGCGCUAUAACGAAGAGGGCUAUCCCUGGCGCGAGUUCGUGAAUGGUGUCGGUGGCCGUGCGUGAGGCGACGAUGAGUGCGACCGCGGCGAGGCCGCCGCCGAAGCCCGGAUACGACGCCGCGUCCUGCACGACUACAGUAGCGCGACGACGAGCCUGGGCUGCGUGCGCGGCGCGGGCCCAACAACCGUGCCACGUCGAGGAGCAAGCCUUCUUCCCACGACUCGCAGUAGCAGGCGGUGAAUCGUCGUUCCCCGGUGGUGAUCGUUGCCCCCCUGACCCGUGAAGAGGGGCUGGCAGGCGGCCGUGCCAUGAACGGCCCCGAAGGGGGCGGCGGACCCGCCGCCCCCGUUGCCGGGGGGUUGCCGGGCCUCUCGCCGCAAUGGGCACCUCCGCGACAUGCUGUGCCCAAGCGCAAAAUGGCCGUGGUGCACGGCCCACUGGUGCCGCGCAACGCGUCUCCGGGCCAAGAGCUUGGGCCGUGCGCCGACAUGCUGCAGCAAGGCAACCUGCUGGUUGCCGGAACCAUGGACCUGGCCUCGUCCGCCAGGGACCCGGCGGUCACGUCCAGAGACAUACUACUACCCGGGGGAGCUUGUCGAGUGUCGUCGCCACGCGACUUCCACCGGCCGUCCAGGGAGCACCGGUCUUCGAGGGAUUCUCGAGAGCUCCCGCUGAGGAUAGACGUGGGCGCUGCUGGAGCUUCCAGGGACUGUAAUCUGUCAUCGUCCCCCAGUGACUUCUUCUUUCCCCCGAGAGACGUUACCAGAGACAUCGCCAAUUCGUCGCCCUCAACAAGGCUUUCCCGCAGUGGCGACCCGGCGCGUCCCAAGGACGUGACGACGUUGUCCAGUGGCAGUAGCGACAGCAUUAUGAGUGCCUGUUCCUCGACCUCGGUGGCCUCUGUAGUGACUCCGGUGACUCCGCCCACGGCGGUGACCGGAUGCAGUGGUGACGUCAACAUGCCCAGCACGGUCUACGGUUCCAGCCCAGGCCGCAAGCUGGAGGACACACUGGCCGGCCUGAGGCUGGCGCCGCCGCGCGAGAGCGUGCUGGUUCGUGGUCCGGGACUGUCGUCCGCGACGACGAGGCCGCAGGUGACCAGUCCGCAGAUCCUCGAGCAGCACAUCAGCAAGAUCAUCUCCGAGAACGCAGCCAUCGUGGAGACGCUCGACCCGCUAUGGACCAAGCGGUACAUGCGCCACAGCAGUUCAAGCAGCAACAGUUCUUCGACGAGCAGCGGCAUCUGUAGCGGCGAGUCGUCGCGAAGCGGAAGCUUAGGCAGCAGCACCACCGCCAGUAGUGCGCGAAAGUGGAGUCUCGAUCCCUCUGCGACGGCGCUGCGAGGUCGCUCGAAUCCGCGGAGGGUCUCCGAGAGCGCCCUGAUGCGCGCGUCCAUCGCGACGCCUUCCUCCUCGUUGCCGGUCGCUGCCGUGACGUCCACUGUCGCCGCCUCCGCAUCGUCGCUCCCGGACGCUCCUGACGGCAGCAUCAUCCGCGACCUGCUGCUUCGGCACCGGGGCGAAGGCGCCGAUGCCACCGCGGGUGCCGCCUGCCCCAAAUGCGGCAUCUGGUUCCGGAGCGCGGCCACCCUAGAGGUGCACCUCGAGCACUACUGCAAGGCGCCCAACCCACCACCCAAGAAGCGUAAAAUAUCGGAACCUGUGCUCUCGUCCCACCAUGCGGCGGCCGCGUCGCGCUUCCAGUUUCCCCCGGUGUCAACCCGGGCCGCCGAUGACAUGAUGACCGGCCGGGUCGCCUGCAGUUCUGUCAGUGGUGGAAGUUGUAGAAGCAACAGCGUGGCGUCGUUCCUGCCGGGCCCGUCGGCUUUCGACAGUAAGGCACCACCACUGCCGGGACCACCCCCCACACCCUCCGCGCCGGCGCUCCCACCUCUUCCGCCCCUGGUGGCGUCCACUCCGCCCUCUAUGUCACCCCCGGUGCUGACUGCUGCGCCCGUGGUGACCAGCACGGCAAGCACUUCGCUGACCCUCCUGGCUCCGCCCCUGAGGGCGAAUAGGCCCACGUCACUUGCCCUGGGCAGCGGUGCAUCGACGCUGGUUGGCUCCACGCUGGUCAGCCCUGAGACGCCCCGGCCCAAGAAGACGUGUCAGCAACUGUACAUCAAUGGUCACGCUUACACCUACCUGGGACUCAAGUGCUCCACGCGCUCCACCUACUGCUGCAUCUACCGGCCGCAGCCCAUGUACGUGGCGCAGGAGGCGGCACCCCCGGGACUUUCCAUGUACUCAGAUUGGCGCGUCGUACCCGUUGCCGACCCAGUGCCUGGUGUGACGCACGUGCGCCUCCUGACACACUACGACUCGCGCCAGUGGCUCCACACUGGUGCUGGCCACACCACCAUGAGUCCCUGUGGGGCGACAGCUCCCCUGGUGACCCACUCCAGUUACUGGCUCUACCGCAGCCGUGCACCUCCUAAGGAGCCGGAGCCACCUAGGGAGGCCACAGAAAUGGAGUCUUCAACGAGUGCUGCAUCUCCGCAAGCCAGUGUUGACAUGGACGAGCCCAUGCCGUCAGAGGCUCUGGCACCAGAGGAACCAAUGAUGGAGUCUGUUCCAGAUGCCAGUGUGGCCACUGCAGAGACUCCUCAGGUGGUGCCGCCAGUUGUGCCUUCAAUACCAAUGCCAGCCAUGCCUCAGGUGGCACCACUGUUGCCGCCAACACUACCCCCACCACCAGUGCCUCCUGCCGCGCCAGUGCCGAUGGCAACAUCGUCCGAAGGUCCAGGCAGUCCGAUGCAGACGGAUCCGGUGGCAGUGUCGAAGGAAGACACCAUGGCUACUGCCACUGAUGGGAACGGAAGCAGUGGAAGCCCGAAGCGGGUCCGCAUCUUCGAAGGGGGCUUCAAAUCCAACGAGGCGUACACAUACGUGCGCGGUCGCGGCCGUGGCAAGUACGUCUGCGAAGAGUGCGGAAUCCGGUGCAAGAAGCCAUCGAUGCUCAAGAAGCACAUCCGGACACACACGGACCUGCGGCCUUUCUCCUGCCACCACUGCUGCUUCGCCUUCAAGACCAAGGGCAAUCUGACCAAGCACAUGAAAUCCAAGGCACACCACAAAAAGUGCACCGAGCUGGGCAUUCUCCCGGUACCUACUACGGUGGAUGACUCGACCCAGGUGGAUCCGGACACGCUCGCCCGACAGGAGCAGCAGCAACGCGAACGGCCUGCUUCGGAGGACGACGAAGAGGAGGAAGAGGAGGAGGAGGAAGAGGAAGAAGACGAUGAGGAGGAGGAGGAAGAAGAUGAUGAGGAGGAGGAUGAUGAAGGCACACCCAUUGGCUUGUUGGCAGUGGCGGUACCAUCAGCAGCACCUCCACCACCUCUACCCAGUGGCCCUCCUACGAUGACCAUUGCCUGCAACAUCCCAGUGAUCACUCUUACCGGGCCGCCCAAUAAUAGCACCUCAUCACUGGCGCCUCCACCGAUCCCAGCCAUGGUGGCCACUUGCCAAGUCUCCGAAGAGCAGGAAGCCGCGCGUAGCCUUCUGCACCUAUCGGCUCAUGUUCCCGAUGCCGCCACAUGGCCCAGUGAUGGAGGAACAGUGAUGCCCCCCACGUCAAGAACGUCUCCAAUCUCCAUUGCAGCCAGCACCAGCCUGAUGGCCGGGCCAGCCACAUUUGUUGGUGCAACUGGGUCCCCUGGCAACCCCGGAACCUCCUCUGAGCUCACCGUACCAGAAACUGGCUCGUGGCCACAGGGUGGCCUUCCGUGGCUAAGCAGCCCCCCUGCAGGCCACAGGCCUCGCUCUUUCUCCAUGGAGAUGCACGAAAGAGCUGCUGGCAUCGCCGAGGCGGAACCGACCCGGCGCUACUCCAUGUCGUCGCUUGGCCGACACCCUGACGAGGGUCCCAUGGACCUCAGCACGGCCAGGCAGCGACGCCUGGAAAUUCUUCCAGGCGGCUACGUCUCGGGCCAGAAUGUGCGCUCGUAUGCCCGGGAAGGUGGGCUCCUGGGCACGUGUCUCGAACUGGGAGGCCCCGUAUCUGCCGGCAUCUCGCCCCAUCCCCAUGGGGUACCAAUGGCGUCCUCGAGCAGCGAGUCCAUCGGAACUGCCAUGAGUGGCAGCGAGGAAGGCCGCUGCGGGAUCUGCCACAAGAGCUUCACUAAAGCUAGCCAGCUGCGGAUGCACGUCAACAUCCACUACUUCGAGCGGCCGUUCCGCUGUGAGGCAUGCGCCGUCUCAUUCCGGACUCGAGGGCACCUGCAGAAGCACCGGCGGUCGGUGGGCCACUACAAUCGGCUCAACAUGAACCUGGCAUUCGGUGCCCCAUCAGCCGACAACCCGCGGCCGUUCAAGUGUGCGGACUGCCAGAUUGCAUUCCGCAUUCACGGUCAUCUGGCAAAGCACCUGCGUUCCAAGAUGCACAUCCUCAAACUCGAGUGCCUGGGCAAGCUGCCCUUUGGCAUGUACGCUGAGAUGGAGCGCUCGGGCGUCAACCUCAAUGAGAUUGACACCUCUGACUGUGACAACUCGCUCGAAAGCUUGCAGGUGAUGGCACAAAGGCUGUACCAGCAUGGCGAACCAACCGUGGGGUCACCCGUGGCAUCACCUGUGGGUGUGGCAGACAGUGUGAGCCCGCUCAGGGGCGGGGGCAGCCCGCCGCCCGUCAUAGAGGCCCCGCCUCCUCCUCCGUGGGAGGGUGGGGCACUGCGGCCCUGCCACUUGUGCGGCCGCCUCCUCAAAAGCGCCAAAUCGCUCCAGGUGCACCUGCACUGCGACCACCAAGCGGGGGCGGGGCUCCAGCAACCGGAUGACGAGGUGGGCGCUGUCCCCGAGGUCCACUCCCCACCUCUUGCCACGCCCUGGCUCUGCUCCAUCUGUCAGAAGGCAUUCCCAUCGCAGGCACUCCUCCAGCAGCACUUUCUGUCACACACACAGCCAAGGCCUUACGUGUGCGACCAGUGUGAUGCUGGCUUCACUUCAUCUCUGCUCCUGACCAAUCACCUUGCAAACAGCCACCCUGCAGCAGCGGACAACAUACUCCCGCCUAGGGUGCCUCUUGUUCAGAGCCCCGUCCUGUCCACCGUCUGAGCACCGCCUUGCGUUAGUGCGGACAUUUGCCAUUGCUUGGCUGAAGUGGCAGUAGAGGUGACGGCACAGGACAACGGCGGGUGAUGCAACCGCAACGGGAUUCUCUUAUUGGCAACACCCUUCGCAUUGCCUCGUGCAUCUUCGAGCAUGAACUGUGGCAGUGAUUGUAAAGAAGCACCAUUACCAUUUCGCCACCAUGUUUGACCGCCACACUGUCCCACUAUAUAUACAUGUUCCUGCAAGGAUCCCAACUCGUCUUGCGACUAUUCUUCAGUACAUUACGUCGUGUCAUGAUAGCCAGUGCGCUUAGUGACAGUCGCUGGUGUGGUUGCUUGGCAAUGCUUUAUUUCUUGUGAAACAGCUUCCUUGCCAAUGCGUUGUUCCAGCCGCUGGUACUGCCACCGUGUGCGUCGUUGCACAUCUCGCAUGCCGCUCACCAUAUCUGGGCACUUGAUGGCCUGCUCAUCCCAUUAGGGCUCCGCACCACGGCGUCGAGGUGUCAUGGGCUGGUGUUGCGUGCUUGUGAGCGUUGUCCCGCCCCAUUGACCAGCUCCGGCACGGUGUUCUGGGUUGAGCGCGUAAUGAGUCGAGUACCGGCAACUCGCCAGUGCUCGUUAUGUGGGAGGCUCCAGAGAUGUGGUUUUGUUGUGUGUUCAAUGUGCCGUUAACGACGGACAAUUUGAUCUAUUGAGAGUAAGUGCCUGCGCUUCCUUGAAGUGCGGAGAGUCUUGGUGUGAUGAUUGGCAGAAGUGUGACUGUGCUAUUAAUAGGGUAUGAGUGCUUCUUAGUCGAAGCGAGUCGAAUGCCCAACCGCAAGUUAACGCUUCAAGCGAUGGCAGACUCUCCUUUGCACUUUUCGUGCAAAUGCUGCAGUCUGUAUGCACCACCUUUCUUGUUUUCCUCCCUGCCACUUCUGAGGGAAGACCUGCCUUUCACCUCUGGCAGCUGCCGGCUCAAAAUUUUUGCCCUGAUUUGUCAUUGCCGAGGGGCAGGUAGCCAUCCGAGCUUGGGCAAGGUGUAAUGUAAAAAGUACUGCCCACUGUUUCUUUCUAUACAUAUAUCUAUUUUUUUUCUUGUGGGAUGUUUGCCCAGUAUCUUAAUGUGUUGCAUCAACACAGGACUGCUGUGGUUCACAACAGACGGUGUUUUCUGGCGUGCCAUUUGGAGCCCGCUGCACCGAGUGCACCAAGUUCUUUUUUUUCUCCGGUGUUGCCGCCCCUGUACAGUGUCUUUUUUUUGUUGUUGUUUCCCCCCUUCGGUGCGAAAUGCAGAUGCCUCGCACCUGGACUUGCAGUUUACACUAGUCCCUGAUAUGUGGUCUUCUCCCCAGAGCCAUGGUUUAAGUUUUUGAAACCGUCUGGGGGGAGGGUUGCUGCCCAUUACUGUGUACAGAAUGUUGCAGUUUUGUUUGCUUGUUUCUCGUGCGGAGGUGUGUUUAUGUUUGAUAGCGAGAAGUUUGUCUUCGUGCGCCUCCCACAUCCUUGCCCCCUUGCGUCCUAUCAUUAGUGGACCACGCAUGUUUGUUUGUUUAUUCUUUUUGUGAGUCAACCUGGUUUUUUCAAAUUUGUUGCAUUUUUCUGGCCACUCGUAGGCGUUCUCUGUUUUAGUGCGCUUUGUUGCAAAAGUUGCUAACCUUCCUGGCCUUUUUUUAUCUAUGACUGCACCAGCCCGGUUUGAUAUCUUGCUGAGGCUUUCUUGGGCAGUUGUUGCUAUGGCAACUGAUGAUAAGCGUUUGCCAUUAUGUGGUGUCCUGAUACAUCGUGCAUCUUUGUAAGUCAUGAAGCUCAAAGCAGAAUUCGGACGACGUGCAAUGAGGUGCCCGCUCAGGCUAUAUUUGUUUUUGCGACAGCAAGGUGCUGACAAUCGAAGCUUUCAUUUAAUGCUUGUUCUUUAACUCGCUGUCACAACCUGUGCGCCUUGAAUCCAAGCAGCAGAUUGGCUGGCUCACUAGUUAAAGGGUGUUGUUCACCUUGCAUACUUUGUAGCACUUUUCCAUUUGUUAAUGGCUCUCUUCGUCAUUACACAUGGAAGAAAUUCUGUACGACCCAGUGAAAUGCUUAUCACGAUCACCUUGGCUCACACGCUGUCCGAGGCAGCUGCUUUGACUCGUGUAAGCACCACUCCGGUUUGCUUCGUCCUGCUGCACAUCAUUUUUUCUUUCUAAUUCUGCUUGUACACAGCACAUCCGUAACCAGAUAAGCAGCAGAUGCUCCGUCACCUUUACUACAAUUGCUUCAUACACAUAUACUGCAUUUCCCAGGUAAAGUUGAAGCAAUUUUUUUUUCUUCACAGGUCAUCAGGAAAGCAAAAAUGGUGCAUGCAACAAAAAAAGCGCGUUCAUAGGUGGCACUGUCUCUUCGUCCACUUGUCGGUGGCCUUUUCUGCAUCCCAUUGUUUGUUACUUUGAAGCUCAGUCUGUUCCUAACAUGUAAUCAAAAUUUGCAAGGAAGUUUUGCCACCCUUGUGCCAGACCCGUCUGGAUGGGUUUGUGCACAUUGUUUGCUGAUAACUGGUUGUGUAACUGAGUGAGCGUCUUGAAUGCAUACCGCCGGAAAGGCCCAAGUUCACUGCCAUAUUUGCUGUAGCUGGCACGAGCUGCUCGUGUAUGCGUAGGCCGGUGUUAUGUUUGGCAAGUGUUAAGGCUCUGCUGUGACAGUACUCGCACAAGUGGUGUGUGAGGAUGCUUGAUCUAGAUUUGUGUUACCAUACGUGUACGAGUGCCCCAAUUUUCCGAGUGUGUGACAAGAAAGGUGGCUACUUUCACUAAUUUAACACCUAGCAUACCUGGCGGCAAAGCAGGAACAAUGUGUACGUUGGCAAGAAUGUAUGUCUGUAGACGAGCAACGUUUCUCUGGCCCAAGUUCAGUGUCUGUGGGGCCUAAACGAGCUGAAUGAUCUGUGAACGCUAAAGUUGAGCAUCCGGGAUACUGGAAAAUCUAGCCCUCACUUUGCACGGUCAUGGAAUAGAAAGUAAUUCUACUCCCAAGCAUGACUUCAGCAAUGUCCUUAGCCCAUUCCAUGCAGCAAGGUGUAAGUGAAGCUCUCCGAAAAAAUUGCUUCGACUUUCAAGCACUUCCUCAUUCUAGAAGGGUAAUUCACUCACACAUAUGCCCACGAUAGACGUAGUUGAAGUGAGAUUAGUGACCUCAGUUACAGAAAUUACAAUCGGAAGGGUCCCAACUACUCUGGAUUGUCAGGUGCUCCUUGCAUGAGGAAUCCCUUAAAACUUGUCCCAAAUGGGCACCUGCUCGGGGCAUGAAAAGCAUUAAUAAUAACUGCUCAUCACAGGCUGGCUUUCCUACAUUCUCUUUCCGUUUACUGCAGCCAUCAUUUGUUGUGACCCUGUAGUGUCCGGAGCCACAGGCAUGUGUUGAAGGUACCAAAGGUUGGUGUUGUGUGAAGUUGGGGUGUUGAGAGACUGACUGGCCUACUUGUCAGGCAUGUGAUGUGCUGUGGUUGCUGUUGAUGUGGACUACCAUUUCGUGCACGGUCUCCUACGAAUGUCAGCAUCAUCUUGCAAGGUGGCAUCUUGGACUGCCAUUUCCGUGAGUGAAGAGUUGACCACCGUUCUUGUAGAGCAUGAAUUCCCUGUAAUGUCAGCUUGCUUCCCUCGGAGGAUCCACACACAUCUAAUGCAUUUAGAGUGACCAGGGCUGUUGUGCACGGCAAAUAGAAGGCAGGCCCCUUGUUUUCAGUUUAUAAAUGCUGCAGCUUAUCACCAGCCGUUGCGCUUCUCAAUGUGUGCGAUAAACUUGGGUCAAGCUGCCAUUUGCGAGUUUGAAGCUGUGAGACGUUGUUAUGUAAUUUCUUUAUUGGCAGUUGUAAGCCAUGACAGUACUUUUCAUGACAUUGCUAGAAACUCCGAAAAUGAUAAACACACUGUUAAGAAUGCGCAUUCACAUUCCGUAUUUUUUUCUUCAGUUGCUAUACUGCUUUUUGCUGCUGGCUAACAUCCAUUUAAAAUUUCAACCCUUUUCUGCUCAGAGUGUAUGAUCAGUCAGCAGGACAAUUAAGCAUGCAGUUACAUUUAUGUAUGCGCGAGUUCUUUGCUGGAUCUUUGGUAGGGUACUGAAUCUAAAGCGUAUGUACUCUUUAGCUGUUUAUUUUAUUAUUAUUAUUUUUAUUUAUUGUCAUCAUCAUCAUUUCUUUUUGUGUGUGAAUGCAGUGUAGAUGGACUUCAGUCCUUGUUUGAAACACGUGCCAUACAAUAAGUACAAUAAUCAGGGAUCAAAUCUCAGAUGCCUGUGAGAAACAUGCCAGUAGCUAUACUAUAAGCUACUACUAUAUCCAUUUGAGCUUUGCAGUUUAGCUUUCAAACCUUGUACUAAAAAACAAUUAUUUCCUUCCGUGGGCACACAGAAUAUUACAUUGUAGAAAUGAUCGUCAUCGCAUGCAGACGUUUUACAUCUCACGUGGCCGAAGAGAUGUGUGGCUGCAGUACAAACAAUUAAGGGAUGACUGAGCUGAUCUGCUUCCAUCUUAAACUGUGAACCUUCUCAGUGUUUAGCCUACCCUAGGCACUGACGAGGAAUUUUCGGCCACUAUUACAAACAUACUAGAUGCAUCUUUUUCAUUAGAAACAAAGCAGCCACGACCUGCUUUGCAAUCGGUCACUGGGAUGUUGCCCAGGUGCAGUUACUGCAGGUCAUGGUGUGCACAUUAUGUGUGCAAGUUUUCGGGAAGGCAACUGUGUGACUGAGCUGACUCCCCCCCCCCCCCCCUCGUGUUGCAUUGCUUGAAGCUUUCAUGUUGCUCACUGCUUAUGCGCAAUUAAAUUGCGAGAGUCAUGUCUCCCCAUGAUCAUUCAGAUUGGAGCUGUUGGCAGUGGCAAUGCAUGGACCGUCAUUGUGGAAACGAAUACAUUUCAUAGCUGAAUGUGUGAAAUCGACACUUUGACAGCAUUAAAUACACUCGGUCUGCUGUUUCUUGUUGAGCGAGCCAACAUUAUUAUCCAUGUCUGGCAUGGUUUUCAACAGGUGAUACCAGUUACCGUUUGAGGAAGCACCGGGUGUCUUUUGGCCAUUGCAGUUUAAACUUGAUCAAGGGCUCAGUCUGGUGCAUUUGUCACCAGCUGGCGGUGGUAGUGCUGCUGUCACACCUUGAAGCUUGUGUUUGUGCGUUCAGUGUUGAGAUUGGUUGGCUGACAGGAAAAGCGAAUGUUGUGUGCAGUUUUUGGCUGUUGUUCAGACAGGGUAUAUAAUGGGGAUUUUUUUAAAGUCCUUUGUGUUUGGUUGUUGUUGUGGUGUACAUGUGUCUCAAAAAGCCAAUGGUGGGUCUGGUGAGCUGUGAAACGGGUGUAUUGCAAUAACCUGCCUGGGUACCCGCCGCUGACACUUCUGUUUAGCUGCUAUGGACAGAGUGCAUCAAACUGCUGUAUUCCUGCUUUAGAAUUGUCUUUUGUUAUGUGCAUGUGGCCCAUUGAAAGCCAAGGCUGAAUUGAUGCUGGCUGGAGUGUUAGACAAGCAGGCAGUUAAAAAUUGAGAAAGUGAGCCGUGGCCCUUAAGAGAUGCGAAGCAUUUUGACGUGUUGCUUUUGCCUCAUGAUGCCACCUGUCGUCAGACUUCCUUGGUUUCCUCUGCAUCUGAUUUCUGUUUUUUCGGUGUUUUGUGCUUUGCACUGUCCUGUCGACCACAUUUAUGCGGGCAUGCUGCUGUUAAAUGUAAUUCGCACAAAGAAUGUCGCUGAAAAGCAGCACGUGGAAAAAUUGACGACAGCCUGUUGCUUUGUGGUGCAAGAAGUACAUUGCAAAAGGUGAAAAAACAUGGAGUGCACGCCAUACUAAAAUGCACAUACAGUGACAUUUAAUGACUGCAGUGUUAUUGACAGUAAUGACUGAAGCAGUUGCAUAUGCACGGCUGUGCUUAUCCAGGCACAAAUUGCUUGGCCUUCGAUGUUUGGUCAUGGAAGAAAGGGUGAAAGUGAUUGGUGCAUUUAGUUACUGUAAUAUUCAGAAACCGAUGCAAAAGACUGGCCAGACCUAGCAUGAAUAUAGUUUCAACAUUUGUCGGUAGGCAUUAAAGGAAACGUUGCUCACACAUUUCAGCGCUUUGAUUAGUAACUACAACAUUAUGGUACCUUUCAGCCCAAAAUAGUGAGUACUAAACUCUCAGCUUGGCCAGAAAUGGCAUAACUUGCUGCUCUUUAGGCAAGUGAAAGGCUCUGUAGAGCACAUUAAAGGCCUCACGAUUGCAAUACAAGCACCAUUCCAAAGAUCACACUGUAUGUGACUCAUGAAAGCUGAAGCAACAACGGUGGCCAAAUGUGAGCAAAACUGUUGUCAGUGGAGCUUUCUUGCCCUGUUUCCUUGACCUUGUCACAUCAUGCUUUUGUGGCUUGCACAUGUAAGAAACGCACCGUGCAUAGCUUUUUAUGCCAUUUCAAUCAAAUAUAACAUGUUUUUACCUCUGUGGUUAUAAAAUGCCCUCCUCCACCCACCCCUCGCCUGUACCUCUCAAGCAAGUUGGCGGGAGAGCAAAGCUUUUUUUUUUUCUCUAUUGUCACGAGCUGUUAUAACUCUUAAUUGCUGUUAUUUGUUGGUUAUUGUUGUUUACUUUUGACAUGCUUGAGCGCAUUUGCCCUUGCUGCCACCAGAAGAGAUGCUUUUCAAGCACAGAUUGCACUGAGAAUGUUUUUAUACAUUGCAUUUGUCACAUACACACUGACUGAACCGAGCGUCGUGAUUUUUAAAAAAACAUUUUUGUUUAUGGGUGUGUGCGUGCUUGGAAACGUGCCCUAUUGAAACCGGUGAUGACGUCGUCGAGGUUGUUUUGAAGCUGCGCUUUUGUUUGUUGUGUUUAAUAUUGACCGUGGUGGCUGUCGUUUAGGUGUACAUGCCGAGGUGCGAUGGUUUCUGCGAAAACGUUCCCAAGUCGGGAACGAAGCUGUUUGAUGUUGUAUGUUUGUUCGACUACCCCUUCCACAAGCACAAACAAGUGCUCUUGGGAAAGCACUGUCACGGGAGGAUGUUGCUGUGUUGCGUUGUACAGAAAAAAAGAAAAGAUAAAAACUAUUGUAAAGAGUUCCAGCACCUCCUGCUCUUCACCCACCCCGAAGCCAUGUUUUUCCCCCCCUUUCUCGCCCAACACGUUCCGUGCUGAAAGUCUUGUACAUAAAGGGCCGCGAUGCAUCGUUGAUCCUCCCCUCUCGUUUUUCUAUCAGUCUGUUACUCGGCCCGAAAUGCAUUCAGCAGGGAUCCAUACGUGUGUCUACAUGUCGGUCCGGGGUGUGUGCAUGUGUGUGGGGAGCUGGGUCCUUUCUCUCUCUCUCUCUCUUUUUUUUUCUGUAAUGUUAUAUAGGCUGUUAGAGUACUAGGACCACCAAUAAAGACCUGUUUCUGCCUUUGGAAA